AUGCCUCUCGCACGCCAGCCUGAUUCGGACGACGACAAUUCGGAAAAGCCUUGUGGAGAAGAGGGGGGAGGACAGCUAGUACCUCAAACGUCCCAAAUGAUUACCUCCUCGAGUGAGGGGCUCAAUGAAGUCCAGCAGCAGAAGACGGACAACGAACCGCUCCCGUCGUCGAACACUGAGGCUAAGCGAAAGGUUCGGCUCACGUUGAUGAUGGAUGAUGGAAGGAGCAUGCAGAUGAUUCUCUCCCGUACUCUCCCUUGCUCGAAAAUCUUCCGCGCUGUUGAGAAGAAAUUCAACAUACAGCGAGGAAUAUUACGAUAUCGGUAUGAGGAUCGCCCUGUGGGUGAGGCUGAUACACCCGAUAGCCUUGGAAUGGAUGAUGAAGAUCAUAUAGACGCAAAUAUCGAGCAGGUCUACGCGGCGAAUCAGGGUCACGUAAACGCGCAGGUCGCGUCUUGUGGUGGUGGCCUCAUCAUUCCGCCUUCGUUCCGCGCGUCAUCCCACCGACAAUCCAUUUCCAGCUUCCAGCAAGUCAUGCCAUCGUACGAGGAGGAGGAGGAGAUUGACGAGCAGCAACAAGAAGAACGGCCCUCGGAAUCUCAGGCAAAAAAGAAGUUGCGCCUAACUAUUCAGUGUCAAGGACAGGAAUGUCAGGUCGACGUGAGUGCGACAACCCAAUUCGGGAAGGUGUUCGAGGCUGCCUACAAACGCUUCAACAAGAAGAAGGGCACGCUGAGAUUCCUCUACGAGGGUGGGCGGAUACGAGAUAGCGACACCCCGAAAAUGCUGGAGAUGGAGUCUGGAGAUGUGAUCGAUGCAGAGCUCGAGCAGCUCGGUGGUGGUCCGUGGUGA
Molecule: messenger RNA, 852 nt
Organism: Dacryopinax primogenitus
Lineage: Eukaryota; Fungi; Basidiomycota; Dacrymycetes; Dacrymycetales; Dacrymycetaceae
Exons: 7
Coding region: 1-852 (283 amino acids)
Biological process (GO): protein sumoylation
Cellular component (GO): nucleus
Molecular function (GO): protein tag activity; ubiquitin-like protein ligase binding
Source: RefSeq, a predicted model, not a curated record